Molecule: messenger RNA, 1124 nt
Organism: Lucilia cuprina (Australian sheep blowfly)
Lineage: Eukaryota; Metazoa; Arthropoda; Insecta; Diptera; Calliphoridae
Exons: 2
Coding region: 102-605 (167 amino acids)
Source: RefSeq, a predicted model, not a curated record
CAAUAUUGGAAAAUAACUAAAGUAUUCAGAAACAAAUUUCUUUUAAAAUGUUUAAAAAUCUUUAAGGUUUUUUCUUCAAUUAAUAUUUAUGUAUUUCAACAAUGAACAACAAUGAAAUUAGUUUAAAUUCAAGUUUAAAUAAAACAUGCAGUAUGAAACAUCACACUAGACAUAGUUUUCAUUUAAGUGAAACCACCAUCGAGGAGGAAGAGUCGCCACCAGAAAAUGAUAAUAUGCUACCGCAUUUGAAACGUAAUACACCCAUACUCUUUUCCACCAAUCGAGGUUUACAUUUAAGAACCACAACUAAUGCUAACACAACAGCGACACCAACACCCCAUACUGCUAAUUCAACGAGUAGUCAUAAUACCUCGCGAGCAUCUGUCAUAAAUUCCUCCUAUAAUAUGACAUUUUGUGAUUUAGAAAGAUGGAGCACAAAUCGCGCUAAUACGAUUAGCCUGGAAGAUACUUUUACCAUACCUAAACCUCCGGUUGUACCCUCAUCUGCUGCGUCGGGUUCUUUGGCCUCUAACAGUUUACGCUUUUUACCACAUAAAUCUACAUCAGUUCGUUUUAAUGGUUACUCAAGAUUUGAUGUGGAAUAGAUAUAAAAAAGAACAAAAUUCUUUUUAAGAUUUUGUGAUAUAUUGGGUUAAGCUGUUUAACAAGUGAUUUGACUAGACUAUAGAGCAGUGUAGUGGCUAAUCAAUAGACUAGUCUAUACAGUUGUCAAUAUAUAAGUCUAGAGAGUAGUCAAAAGACGAAUCUAUGCAGUAGACAAUAGGAUUUUCUAUAGAGUAGUCAAUAAACUUAUAUAUAGUAGUCUAUUGAGUAGUCCAUAUAGAGUAAUCUAUAGACUAGUCUAUACAGUAGCCAAUAGAUUAUACUAUAGAGUAGUCAAUAGACUAUUCUAUAGAGUAGUUAAUAGACUAUUCUAUAGAGUAGUCAAUAGACUAUUCUAUAGAGUAGUCAAUAGACUAGUCUACAGAGUAGUCAGUAGAUUCGUCUAUAAAGUAUUCAAUAGACUCGUCUAUAGAGUUGUCAAUUGACUAACCUAUAGACUAGUCUAUAGAGUAAUCAAUAGACAAGACUAGUCUAUAGAGGAAUCAAUAGACUAGUCUAUA